Molecule: messenger RNA, 1713 nt
Organism: Saccharomyces eubayanus
Lineage: Eukaryota; Fungi; Ascomycota; Saccharomycetes; Saccharomycetales; Saccharomycetaceae
Gene: TOS3
Product: serine/threonine protein kinase TOS3
Exons: 1
Coding region: 1-1713 (570 amino acids)
Biological process (GO): autophagy; peptidyl-serine phosphorylation
Cellular component (GO): cytoplasm
Molecular function (GO): protein serine/threonine kinase activity; ATP binding
Source: RefSeq, a predicted model, not a curated record
AUGGUACAACUUAAAGAACCGGUUCAGCUGCCGCCUCGAACAUCUCUAUUAUAUAAUAAUGCGAAUAAUAGUAGUAGUCGUAUAAAAGAGACAAACAAAGUCAAACUAUCUUAUAAUCCCUUAUCAAAGAGGCAGGUCCUAAACACUUACGAUAUUUUAGGGACUCUGGGUAAUGGGCAAUAUGGUAAAGUGAAAUUGGCAAGGGAUCUUACCACGGGUGAAUUGGUCGCAAUUAAAAUUCUCAACAGGUUCGAAAGGAAAAGCGGCUAUUCUUUGCAAGGGACAGUAGAAAAUCCAAGAAUUGAGCAAGAAAUUGAGAUAAUGAAAAGAUGCCACCACGAAAACAUUGUGAAACUAUACGAGAUUUUGAAUGAUCCCGAAAGCACAAAAGUUUACCUGGUACUGGAAUACUGCUCAAGGGGCCCCGUUAAGUGGUGUCCAGAGAACCAACUAGAAAUAAAAGCAGUGGGGCCGUCAAUACUCACUUUUGGACAAGCAAGGAAAAUACUAUCGGAUGUAGUAUCGGGUCUAGAGUAUCUACAUUCCCAAGGCAUUACACAUAGAGACAUCAAGCCAUCGAACUUGUUAAUCUCAUCAAAUGGCACAGUGAAAAUAUCCGAUUUUGGCGUUUCCAUAUUGACAGCAGCUGAAAAUACUAAUAUUCAAUCAUCGCAUGAACAAAUUUCAAAAUCCAAAACACUUGGCACCCCAGCAUUUUUUGCACCUGAACUUUGUACCACUGAAGGAGACUAUCGUUGCUCAUCCGCCAUUGACAUAUGGUCGUUGGGAGUAACUCUUUAUUGCAUGUUGUUCGGAAAAUUACCUUUCAACGCUAAUUCUGGCUUGGAACUAUUUGAUAAUAUUAUUAGCAAACCUUUAUCCUUCCCUUCUUACGAGCAGGUGUCUAAGCGUGGCCAUCCAAACUUAACAAGAGAAGAGUAUAACGAUGCCAAGGACAUAUUAAACAGGCUAUUGAAGAAAAAUCCUAGUGAGCGGAUAACUUUGGCAGAAAUAAAGACACACUCAUUCAUGUGUCGUUACGGUAAUAGUGCUGUUGUUGCCAAAUCUAUAUCAACUGAUUCGGAAACAUUUAGUGAGUUAAAGGUUCCACAGCACCCGCCGCCUUCAUCCAAAAAGGCAGAAUUGCUCAAUCUGCCAAUAAAUUCAUCUUUUUCUUCCUUAGAUAGUGUCUAUAUGGAAAAUUUUGACCGCGAUAACCUCAGAUCUGACGCUGAAAGAAACCCAAGAUACUCACCUUCACCAGCCGGUGCAGGUACAUUAUCUCCCCCAGUAUAUCACAACAUUAAUUCUAGAGAGUCAUCUUUUUCUUCCUUUUCCUCUUUCACUUCAUCUACCGCCUUCACAUCUCAAAUCAGCAUUCAAGAUGCCCCGCCCAUCAGUAACCAAUACUGCUCUGUAGACGAAGAUGAAGGUGUGUCAAGGAUUAAUUCCUGUGCGCCCGUCCAAUAUAGAAUUGUACCUCCUUUUGGAGAACAUUCUUUCGAGAACACACAAACGGAUCUAAGUCCUGCACUCACACCUGUUGGUGAUUUUCAUCAGCAAAUGCAUACUUGCCUGCAACUAGACAGUCAAGUAGUAAAAGAAAAUCCUGGAAGUAAGCGAGAAUUUAAGACGGAGACAGAUGGGUCAAUCGUGUUAAAUGCGGGUGAUGCGCAACAUACGAGAAGGCAAAUGUCGAUAUAUAAGCUUUAG